This is a messenger RNA of Durotheca rogersii, 765 nucleotides long. RefSeq lists its product as uncharacterized. The transcript is spliced from 4 exons. The coding region runs from base 1 to 765 and encodes 254 amino acids. NCBI's taxonomy places the organism in Eukaryota, Fungi, Ascomycota, Sordariomycetes, Xylariales, Xylariaceae. The record is from RefSeq and is a predicted model, not a curated record.
AUGGCUCUGGAGAUGUGCGGGCGUGACUUGGGCCAUGCCCGUGCUACCGUCGUGGCCUCCCCCGAAGCCGCAACCACUUACCUCCGCCUGGCGUUUGCUGCCAUGGUCGCGCGGGACUGGAAGCCGGAAGCCGAAAAUACCCUCUCGUACCUGGUGACGGAGAAGCAGAACCUGUUUGCUGUCCGCCAGCAUAGGUGGUACUGCCUAGAAGCCGGCUAUGAUGAGCUGGCCGUUAGGUGCUUCGGGUACCUGCUCCUCGACGAGGAACACGAGCGUGCCAUGAUGGAUCAGUUCGGCCGCCUCAAUCUCGAGUUUAACGGGAAUGCUGAGUAUCCCGGAGCUGAGGACAUGCGCUCGCGCUUUCUGGGGGGGGACGGCAGGCCCCCGCCCAUCCGGGGCAUCGUCAAGAAGUUCGGCCACGUUGACGGGGAUUGGCGGACGAGGGGUGUGCGCAGGAUUCUCCGAGAUGUUAUUCGAUUGCAGCAGCUCGGCAUCAUCAACAUCGAUGUAGCGCACCGACAGCUCGUCGGCGGCAAGUUCUGCGACUUCAGCACAGCCAUCACUAUCCCGCAUUUUGUCACGACUCCGGAGUUGAACCCGUGCCUUACGCCUAAGUGGAUAUCCGCCAUGGAGUUCGAAACUCCCCAGUUUAGUAUUAACGACUACUGGGAAUUCGACGAUAUGUCCGGGGAAUGGCGCGACGGGAGCACUGGACGGACGAAAAUCAGGUCGAAGGACAAAGGGCAGCAGCCGCAAAAAGCCUAG